CCAUAACCUAUAUUUCCUCUUGUCGACUGAAAAAAGGUAAUCAUCGUUCGUCGCUGUGCAGCCUAUUGCAUCAUUAGACGCGCGCGCUUGCUCGCUCCCCAAGAGUAAGUUGAUAAGGGAGCUCUUUCCUGAACCCGUCGUCCCAAAGAUGACGAUAGUCUGAACUUCGUCAUCAUGCGCUUGAUAGGCCACGUUGCCUGACACAGGUUCGCUUCGGGACUCUUUAGCACGUCUCUUAAGAUUCAUGAUGGCGGAUGUGCUCGGUCAACUUGAACUACAGCAGAUGCACUUGAUGUUGUUAGUGUUAGCUCGAGUACAAGGAGGACUAGGCUGUAGUGCAGGGUCAUACGCACAUGCCCAUGCAACUCUUCCGAAUAGACGCCUCGAGGCGUUGCAUACCGGAACGAUGCAAGAUUCCAGAAUCCAGAAAGGCUCAACUUGGCGCCCAUGUCAUAAAGCUUAGUCGGUCGAAGUACUAUUCAACUUGAAGGUAGCUCAGCUGCCGCAGGAGUCUACAGGUAUUGAUCAAGUUAAACUGGUGUUACAGUUGAACGUUGAACUACAACAGUAACCAGCCCAGGGAGAAGAUACAAGGAGUUUCCUAGCCCAACACAGCAGUCGCUGGUUGAGUGGGGAAACUCUGGCUGGGGAGUCGGGAAGGGUUGGUGCUCGUCAUUUGGCAUAUCAUACGGACUCGCUUAUGCAGUCUUUCGUGGUGUCGAAUUUAAGUAUGAGGUUCCUGCCCGGAGCACCGUGCCGUGACCCAAUUAGUAAUAUAAUCAAGGCUCAUGUACGG
Molecule: messenger RNA, 796 nt
Organism: Suillus clintonianus
Lineage: Eukaryota; Fungi; Basidiomycota; Agaricomycetes; Boletales; Suillaceae
Exons: 2
Coding region: 245-463 (72 amino acids)
Source: RefSeq, a predicted model, not a curated record